This is a messenger RNA of Sebastes umbrosus (honeycomb rockfish), 1866 nucleotides long. RefSeq names its product acidic mammalian chitinase-like. Gene Ontology annotation, biological process: carbohydrate metabolic process; chitin catabolic process. The record is from RefSeq and is a predicted model, not a curated record. The coding region runs from base 1 to 1758 and encodes 585 amino acids. Gene Ontology annotation, cellular component: extracellular region. Lineage: Eukaryota; Metazoa; Chordata; Actinopteri; Perciformes; Sebastidae. Gene Ontology annotation, molecular function: chitinase activity; chitin binding. The transcript has 8 exons.
AUGGUUUUCUUCCAUGUCUCAGCCUCGGCCUCUUCCUUGAGGCUGGUGUGUUCCUAUGACAGCAAGGCUAGAGAUAGAGUGGAUGGCGCGAAGGUCACGGUUUCAGAUAUCGAUCCAAACUUGUGUACCCAUCUGAUCUAUGCCUCUGCUGGCAUUGACCAAGGAUACAGGCUGGCCCCCAAAUAUACAAAUGAAGAAAAAAACUACCUGGCCUUUAAUACACUCAAAACCAGAAAUCCAAAGCUCAAAACCCUGCUGUCAGUUGGUGACUUGGACCUACAAAAAUUCAGUGAAAUGAUGUCAACACAACCAAGGAGAGCAAGGUUCAUCCGGUCUGCUAUCAUAGGACUGAGAAACAAUGGGUUCGAUGGGCUAAACCUUAUCUGGAGGUACACCGGAGGAGCUGGAAGCCAUCAACAGGAAAAGCAGAGAUUCACACUGCUGUGCAAGGAGCUCAAAGAGGCCUUUGUGGGUGAGGUGAAACAAACAGGCCGUGACAGAUUAAUCGUCACCGCUAGUGUCCCUGCUGAGAAGGCAACCAUCGAUGCCAGUUAUGAAGUCGCACAGAUUGCCAUGUACCUGGAUUUCAUUAAUGUGCUGACAUUUUACUUUCACGGCCCCAAGGAAACUGUCACAAGACAUAACAGCCCCUUAUUCAAGGGAUCCAAAGACACUGGAGACCAUAUCUACUUGAACGCUGACUACGCCAUGCGGUACUGGCGUGACCUGGGAGCACCUGCACAAAAGCUAAACCUGGGGUUAGCGGCAUUUGGGGAAACUUUUGAGCUCUCCUCUGUAUCAAGUGGUGUUGGAGCACCAGUUAAGGGUCCUGGUGAAGGAGGCUCAUACACCAGCACAGCCGGAUUCUUGGCCUAUUAUGAGAUAUGCCCUUUUCUUGCUCAUGCUGCAAUCCAGUCUAUUCCUGAUCAGAGAGUUCCAUAUGCCGCUAAGGGAAAUCAGUGGGUUGGAUUUGAAAACCAAUACAGCCUUGUUAAUAAGGUCUGUUACCUAAAAGCUAACGAAUUUGGAGGAGCCUUUGUCUGGUCGUUGGACCUGGAUGACUUUAGUGGACAGCUCUGUAAGCAGGGCAACUACCCCUUCAUCAGCCAAGUGCAAAGUCUUUUGAAAAAACCUUGUGAAAACCCCUGUAUUGGCCAAGUCAAUGGGCAAUACCCCAGAGCUCAUGACCCACAUUCUUUUUACAACUGUGCUGACGGACUAGCCUACCUCCAACAAUGCGCAGCAAAUUCUGUCUUUAAAGAAUUCUGCCGUUGCUGUGUACAUCCCACAAUCACCCUCACUUCCACAACAAAGACCAAUCCCACUACCAAGACCACUCCUACUACCAAGGCUAAAAAACCUUCUGAAAAACCUUCUGUAAACUUCUGUGCUGGAAGGAAAAAUGGGCUCCAUCCCAACCCUGAUGACCCAGGCACUUAUUACAACUGUGCUAACGGAAGAGACUACCUCCAAUGGUGCGCAGCAAAUUUGGUCUUUAAAGAAUCCUGCAAUUGCUGUGACCAUCCACCAACCAUUCUCAAUUCCCCACCAAUGACCACUCCCGCUACCAAGACCACUCCUACUACCACAACUGAAAAACCUUCUGCAAACCUCUGUCCUGGAGGGAUCAAUGGGCUCCAUCCCAACCCUGCUGACCCAAGCACUUAUUACAACUGUGCUAACGGAAUGGCUUACCUCCAACAUUGCCCAACAAGUUUGGUCUAUAAAGCAAACUGCAAAUGCUGUAACUUUCCCUAAAUAUAGGCCUAUGUAAUUGUUGGGGUAUCUAAUUGUAUGUGGGUUUUCCUGUUGCUAUUUAUAUACAGAUGUUGCAUAUAUGUAUAUCUAAAUGUGAAUAAAUAUAAA